Messenger RNA from Hippocampus comes (tiger tail seahorse), 1485 nucleotides. RefSeq names its product multidrug and toxin extrusion protein 1-like. The transcript has 12 exons. NCBI's taxonomy places the organism in Eukaryota, Metazoa, Chordata, Actinopteri, Syngnathiformes, Syngnathidae. Gene Ontology annotation, molecular function: antiporter activity; xenobiotic transmembrane transporter activity. The record is from RefSeq and is a predicted model, not a curated record. Gene Ontology annotation, cellular component: membrane. Gene Ontology annotation, biological process: transmembrane transport. Bases 44 to 1261 code for a protein of 405 amino acids.
UUGUACUGUGCUGUCGUCAUUUCAGGGCAUAAUACUACCACAGAUGUACACGGCCGCCUUGGCGAAUGUGGCAAACUUGCUGACGAAUUACAUCUUCAUUAGCGUGCUCGAUCUUGGAGUUUAUGGCUCUGCAGCAGCUUGCACCCUGUCAGAAAUAUACGUCUGUUCCUUCCUGUUUGCUUACAUCUGGUGGAAGAAGCUGCAUAAAACGACAUGGGGAGGCUUUUCUCUGGAGUCGCUGCAGGAAUGGGGCUCCUUCAUGGAACUGGCUAUCCCCAGCACACUCAUGACGUGUUUUGAAUGGUGGAUUUAUGAAUUUGGGGGCUUUUUUGCAGGGAUGCUGGGUAAUGUUGAGCUCGCCGUCCAACAUGCCUUGAUAUCAGUGGCAAACUUAAACUACAUGGUGACGCUUGGCAUCCAGGCUGCGACCUGCGCUCGAGUAGGCAAUGCGCUCGGCUGCGGGGACACGGCAGGAGCGAUCCUCACCUGCAAGGUGGCGCUGUUUCUUUCAGUCACAUUUGGCAUUGCUCAAGCCAUCUUGCUGGGAGCGACUAAAUCUGUUGUGGGCCUCCUCUUCACCUCCGAUCCGAACAUCAUCAAUCUUCUAUCUCACUUGAUGAGCAUUUACUGCUUCCAACAGUUAUUUGAUGGCAUCGUGGGCGUAUCCGCAGGCAUCUUUAUGGGAACCGGUAAGCAAAAGAUAGGCGCGGUGGCUAACUUCAUCGGCCACUACUGCAUCGGACUCUCCGUCGGCAUUGUGCUGAUGUUUGUCUACAAACUCAACAUUUUAGGUUUCUGGGUGGGGCUCCUCAUUUCUGUGGUUCUUCAAUCCGCCUUCUACAUCGUGGUCAUAUUCAAACUCAACUGGAAGAGCAUCACAGACGAGGCGCUGAAACGAGCCCAGGUGAAGACAAAAGUGCCGCUACUGAACACAAGUGCUGCAGCUAAUCUCCAAAGCGGAGAGCAGACACAAUUGCAGCACAAUUCAAUAGAGGGCUUCAUGCACGGGAGCAGCCAAUGUCCCAACGUUGGCUCGGAGAGUCUGCCCGAUGACAAGGAGGAAGCCGGGCAUCUCUCUGUUUCCCAGCUGAUUCUCCGCCGAGGCAUCACCAUGGUUACGGCACUGGGCCUCCUGGCAGUGGGCACCUGUGUGCACAUCCUGGUUCCGCCACCCGAGGGCACGCCGCUGCUCCACGCCAACCUCACGAGCAUCAAUGCCACUCACAGUCCCCUGCAAACGGUUUCCACGUUGGACUGGUGAAGACGAGACGAAAUUUCAGCGAGCCACAACCCUUCUUGUCAAGACUCUGAAUAUUCAUCACUUUUAGUCUCAGCGCAGCGUUUUGUGUAGUUACAAGGUCACAUUAAGUGCAAUUUUGCUUGUUUGAUUUUUGUUUCAUUCCUUUUUUUGUUAAGUAUGCUUGUAUUAAGCAAAAAGAAGGAAUGAUACUGAAUCUAUUUUCUCCUUUAUGAAAGAAACUAUUU